Messenger RNA from Talpa occidentalis (Iberian mole), 4152 nucleotides. It is a transcript of the gene RSL24D1, whose product is annotated as ribosomal L24 domain containing 1. Gene Ontology annotation, biological process: ribosomal large subunit biogenesis; translation. Gene Ontology annotation, cellular component: ribosome; nucleolus. Gene Ontology annotation, molecular function: structural constituent of ribosome. The record is from RefSeq and is a predicted model, not a curated record. The transcript has 6 exons. The coding region runs from base 115 to 606 and encodes 163 amino acids. NCBI's taxonomy places the organism in Eukaryota, Metazoa, Chordata, Mammalia, Eulipotyphla, Talpidae.
GGGCGCUUUCCCCGAGAGAAAACCCGGAAGAAAAUCACUUCCGGUGAAUGAGCUACGUCACUUCCUCUCAAGUUCGUUCGGGGUUUGGGUUCUUGGUACCCACGCGGGUUCAACAUGCGUAUCGAGAAGUGUUAUUUCUGUUCGGGGCCCAUCUACCCCGGCCACGGCAUGAUGUUCGUCCGCAACGACUGCAAGGUAUUCAGAUUCUGUAAAUCCAAGUGUCAUAAAAACUUUAAAAAGAAGCGCAAUCCUAGAAAAGUUAGGUGGACGAAAGCAUUCCGGAAAGCAGCUGGUAAAGAGCUUACAGUGGAUAAUUCAUUUGAAUUUGAAAAACGUAGAAAUGAACCUGUCAAAUACCAGCGAGAGCUGUGGAAUAAAACUAUUGAUGCAAUGAAGAGAGUUGAAGAGAUCAAACAGAAACGCCAAGCUAAAUUUAUAAUGAACAGGUUAAAGAAAAAUAAAGAACUACAGAAAGUUCAGGACAUCAAAGAAGUCAAGCAAAACAUCCAUCUUAUCCGAGCCCCUCUUGCAGGUAAAGGAAAGCAGCUGGAAGAAAAAAUGGUGCAGAAAUUACAAGAAGAUGUGGACAUGGAAGAUGCUUCUUAAAAACCUUACUGAAGCAUUUUUCAAAAGUGCAUUUGAAAACCUCCUUUGGAGACUUAGAAUUUCUAAAUUAUUGAUUUAUUUUUUAUGGUCACUCAACUGAAAGGUGAUUAAAAAUACAUCUACAUUGCUAUCUGGAAAACAUCAGUUGUGAAUUCUAUACUCAUCUCACUGUUAAUCCUUCUCUGAUAAAUAUUCUCAUGUAAUUAUGAAAAUUCAGUUUGAGAUUACAGAAGUGAAUUGUGGGUGGACAUGCCAUUUGUAUAACAGCACUAGCAGCAUUUGUGUAAUAAUUGAUGACAGAAAUUUCAUGGCUAGUGAUGUACAAAAAUAAAAUUUUCUUGGCAGUAAAACAUUCCCUUUAUUAAUGUUAUAGAAGGGAGGAUACAAUAAGGAAGUAAUAAUCUGUAUGAAAAUUAGCCACAGGUAAUAUCUCUAGAUUUUGAUAUAUUUUUGGUUUAUUAUUAGGAGAAGCUUAAGUAUGUUGGGCUGUUUUGACCUAGUUAAACUGUUCUGGUAGGCAGUGUGAAUGUUUGGGGUGAGAGCUGAAUACUCUUUUCUUGUAAUGGCAUGAUACUCUUAUAACUUCCACUUGAACGAAUACUCAUUUCUAACUUGAGAUUCCUUGUAGCACAAACUUAAUUUUUUCAGUUUAGCAAUAAUUCAGAAGCAGAGGAGUCCAUUGCCUUUAAAAGUUCCUUUGGUUUUCUUUUAAAUAAUACCUAAUUGUUUUUGGAAAAUCAAACUUGUGGGUAGAGCAUCUAUACAUUAUUUGCAUAUAAACUUUUCUAAUCCACGGGCCUAUAUAUUAUUUAAAGAUACUAAGCAAGUGUCUGACUUAUCAGUUACAUGGAAGAAAAAUAACUUCCCUUACACAUACUAAUGUGGCAGGAGCUGUAUUUAAAGAAAAUAUACUUCAUGUUUCUACAGACAGCCCCCAACUUUUUAUGUACUUAACAAUUAUUUGACUUUAUGGUGGUUUCAGCUAUACAAUGAUUCAGUAGAAGCUGUGCACUUUGAAGUUUUGAAUUUUGAUCUUUUCCCAGGCUAGUGAUAUGCUGUACAAUACUCUGUUUAUUCUGGGCAGUGGCAACAAGAUGCAAGUUGCAGUUAGCCAUGUAGUAAGGUGGGUAAACAAUAGAUAUAUAAGGUUCACUAUGUUGCUAGAAAUGGGACAAUAAAUUUAGGAGGGUAAACAGAAUAAAGAGCUUUGCAAUUUAAAGAAAAGGAAUUAUGCAAGGCUUAUCUAUAGAUGCAUCCAAAACGACUUUGCAAGGCUGUCUUCCACCUCCCAGACCACCAGAGAUUCCUAUUUUCUGGGAGACAUAGGCAAAACAUAAUUCUUGGAUCUUUUCUUAAUUAGCAUACCAUUUGGGCACAGACUAAGGCAACCUGUCUUUAGUCCAGUAUUUUCCACCUAAUGAUAUUUCAACAUACGAUGCAUUUAUCAGGCCAUAAAUCCAUUAGAUGUCAAGGAAGAUAUAUAUUUUUACAUUUAAUCAUUUUAAAUAAGUAACUCAGUUUUCAUAUUUUUUUUUUGGAUGGAAUUUGGAAUUACAGAUUCUUUAGACCAUAUAAAGUAAUGGUUAAAUUUUUAUUUCGGUAUUAGAUACUAAAAAAGUGAAUUGCUCAUUGGGUUGUUCCAAGACCUGUAUUCCAGUGUAUGCCUUUUCAUUCUUAUUUGUAGAGUAAGACUCACGUGAAAACAGUAUUGAUGUAAUAAUUAGGGGGAAUAAUAUAUGUAAUCGAAGAUAUGUAAAAUUUCUUGACUUUUUAUUACAGACUUUAUUCAUGUUUGUUCAAGUUUGGUGAAUUAAUGUUUAAAUUUUAAACACAUUUAAAGGUACAUACGAUUAGGAGGUAAGUUUUCUGCUAUGCUUUUGUAUUGAGUGAUUAAUUUUGGGGAAAAUAGAGCAAUUUGAAAUGAAGAACUGAAAUUGCAGCUCACGUUUAACAUCCAGGAAGUUCUCUUAACUGUCCGGAUUUCAUAGUAUUGUGAGACCCCAGAUCUCAUAAACUGUGAACACAAAUACCACUUUUAUCCCCCACAACUCUAAACUUAAUUGUAUCACCAAGUUGAGUUGUCCUUUAUUGAAAUCUUUGUACCAUCCCUAGAGGUGGCAUGGUACAAUGCUUUAGAUUACUGUUGUUUCAGUUUAUCUGGUUGAGAUCUCUACUGGACAGUUAUAACACAAAAAUAUAAAACUGUCCAAACACUCUCUACCUAAAUUCUUAUAUUUGUAGUUUAAGGACAGUGUAAGGUUUGAAAGUCACAUUUUUAUAAAACCUUGUAAAAGUGCCUACAAAAUCCCCAUUUCUUUCUUUCUUUUUUUUUUAAAGAUUUAUUUAUCUAUUUAUACAAGCACUGGGUACAGUCAGAAGCGCGGGAGGGUGAGUGGAUUCACCAGAGCCAGAGUGGGGAGCAGAACAGGCAGACCGACGAAAUACACUCCUGAGGGGAGCAGCGGGCACGGCAGGAGAGAUGUGUGCUCCAUGUGGGACCCUCGCCAGCAGCUGGGGAUCAAACCAGUGCUGCAGCGGCUGUGGGCAGCUUCGCCACCCAGCACUCAACUGUUGCGCCACAGGGGAGGCCCCAAAAUCCCCAUUUCUUAAAAAUAGAAAUCUUAGCAAGAUGUUUUAUUUUGUAGAAAGGAGUUUGAGAAGGACUGGCCUAUUUUACAAUAUCUCAUUUUAUAGAUAGGAAAAUUUUAGGUUUUUGGUAACUUACUCUUUGUCACACAUCUAGAAGAUGGAGAGAUUUAUGUUCUUUCAAGUUUGUCUACAAAAUUUCCAUACAUUUACAUACCAUUAGAAGAGAUUUACCCAGCGCCACACAGAUCCUGUCUUCAAAAGUCCAGAUGAUUGCAAGUUACUUUAGUGACCCUCAACCUCUGACUUGCUCUCUUCAUCUGAAAAAUGGAGAUAAUAUGACCAACUCUGUAUUUUUUGUAAGUCACUCAGUACAUGUAAAAUAGUCAUUUCAAGGCUACCACCUAGUAGGAUUGGCUGUGUGACAACAUAAAACCCAGCAAUGAAUUUUUGAAUUGGGAGAAAAGUGGAGAGCUUUAGGGUUUGGGGAUAGCUGUGGCUGAAUUGAGGUAGUGUACUUACUCCACAAAGACAAGGGGGUAUUCAUAUUUUAAACAUUAAUUUUACCCUUUCAGUUGGCAGGAAAAUUCACUUAUUGUGGAGAGUAUCUCAUUCCCUAAAUAUUAUUUGUGGUGAACUCUGGGCGGGGGAAGAUAUUUCUGGGUAGUCAGGUAAUAGUUUAGAAAAUGAAUUGUUUAAAAUUUUAAGGGAUAAUUUACAUGCUAUAAAGGAAGUUUAUUUUUUCCCCUUAUUUUCUAGCUUACAUUUCAAUGGAGAUUUGGAUAAAGAUACUUUGAUCAGGGCCUUCCCGGUGGCGCAGCGGUUGAGCACUGGGUUGUGAAGCUCCCUGCAGCCUCUGCGGCUCUGGUUCGAUCCCCGGCUGCUCCCCGGCCACUGGAGGAGGGUCCCACAUGGCGCAUAGACCUCUCCUGCCGCCUGCUGCUCCCCUCAGCAGUGUAC